Messenger RNA from Prunus armeniaca (apricot), 672 nucleotides. NCBI's taxonomy places the organism in Eukaryota, Viridiplantae, Streptophyta, Magnoliopsida, Rosales, Rosaceae. The record is from the annotation of a GenBank genome assembly.
AUGAGGCCAAGCCGGAACGACUCGAGCAUGCAGGCGAAAUUGAUGAAGAUGGCCAAGAAGGGAUCGGCGAGUGGGUCGCAACAGGCCCGUGGUUUACCAUACAUGUCCCCUUCUCCUACAUGUCUAUAUCUUUCUUCCUUCUAUCAAUUCUUUCUUGAAAUUUCCACCUCAAAAUCUUACAACCCAAAAACUCCCACAUUCUAUCCCCCUUCAUCGUCCUCAUUAUCUUCACCUUCUUCACAUCAAUUCUUCUUCCAAGCUCGACUAGCUUUGCAUUUACUCACCCCCUUCCUCACAUCCCGACAACUUAAUCAGCUACAAGUUCCUCUCCUCCAGCCCAACUUGGAUAUCUGGGUGUUGAACAUCAAUUGGUUUCAGAAGCAACCAAAUGGGAACGACGGGUAUUUUAAGAUGGACCCUGAAAAUUAUGACAGCUACGGAGGAGUUGUACAUGCCGAGUAUUGUUUUCAGGCACAUGUCACAUGUUUGAGCGCAUUUCAGGCUCCACUUGAUCCAAGCACUGCCUUGGGAGGAUUUUCAGGAAACAACUAUACAGAGGCUUCUGCAUUCAUUGUCACCUACCCAGUUAAUAAUGCAGUUGAUGAUGUAGGAAAUGAGAAUGCAAAGGCAUUGGCUUGGGAGAAGGCUUUUAUUCAGUUAGCAAAGGUAUAA